Messenger RNA from Prosopis cineraria, 2478 nucleotides. RefSeq names its product beta-galactosidase 15-like. The transcript has 17 exons. Bases 1 to 2478 code for a protein of 825 amino acids. Lineage: Eukaryota; Viridiplantae; Streptophyta; Magnoliopsida; Fabales; Fabaceae. Gene Ontology annotation, cellular component: vacuole; cell wall. Gene Ontology annotation, molecular function: carbohydrate binding; beta-galactosidase activity. The record is from RefSeq and is a predicted model, not a curated record. Gene Ontology annotation, biological process: carbohydrate metabolic process.
AUGAAGAUGACAAUAAAGAAAGCCAUUAUCAGUAUUCUUUUAUUAUGUCUCGCUUUCAUAACUGUCGCGAAAGCAACAAAUGUAUCACAUGAUGGAAGAGCUUUCACCAUUGAUGGCCAACGCAGAAUUCUCAUCUCAGGCUCUAUCCAUUAUCCUCGUAGCACUGCUGAAAUGUGGCCAGAUUUGAUUAGAAAAUCAAAAGAAGGCGGUCUUAAUGUAAUUGAGACCUAUGUUUUCUGGAAUGCUCAUGAGCCUAUACGUGGCCAGUAUGAUUUUUCUGGGAAUCUCGAUCUUGUGAGAUUCAUUAAAGACAUUAAAAAAGAAGGGCUUUAUGCUUUACUUCGAAUUGGUCCAUAUGUUUGUGCAGAAUGGAAUUACGGAGGAUUUCCAGUGUGGUUACAUAAUAUUCCAAACAUUGAGUUUAGGACAAUGAAUAAACCAUACCUGGAUGAGAUGAAAAGGUUCACAACUCUCAUAGUGGACAUGAUGAAAAAAGAGAAGCUCUUUGCCUCACAAGGAGGACCUAUUAUUUCUGCCCAGAUUGAAAAUGAAUAUGGAAAUAUUAUGGGUCAGUAUGGUGAAGCUGGAAAAGAAUAUGUAAAUUGGUGUGCUCAACUGGCAAGCUCAUAUCAGAUUGGUGUUCCUUGGAUUAUGUGUCAACAAUCUGAUGCACCACAGCCUAUGAUUAACACAUGCAAUGGUUAUUAUUGCGAUAAAUUUACUCCCAACAACAAGAAUUCACCCAAGGCAUGGACUGAGAAUUGGACUGGCUGGUAUAAGAAUUGGGGUGGCCAAGAUCCUCAUAGAACUGCAGAGGAUGUGGCUUAUGCUGUUGCAAAGUUUUACCAAUCUGGCGGCACUCUCCAAAACUACUAUAUGUACCAUGGUGGUACCAAUUUUGGUAGAAGUGCAGGAGGACCAUAUAUCACCACAUCUUAUGAUUACGAUGCCCCUCUCGAUGAAUAUGGAAAUCUGAAUCAACCCAAGUGGGGUCACCUUAACCAGCUCCAUCGUAUCCUUCUAGCAUCUGAGACAGCCUUGACAUAUGGCAAUCAAACAACCACUGAUUUUGGAAAUAUGGUUACAGGCACGUCUUAUGAACACAUGCAACAUUCAGUUUGCUUCCUGGGAAAUGGAAAUGAGUCAAGUGACGCCACUGUUAACUUCAGAAAUAAGACUUACACUGUCCCUGCUUGGUCUGUCACAAUCCUUCGUAAUUGUUCUACAGAAAUUUACAACACAGCAAAGGUGAAUACUCAGACCACUGUGAUGAUAAAGAAAGAAGAGCCACAAGAAUUGAAAUGGCAAUGGAGAAAUGAACCACCGCAGAAGAAAUUUAAGGUUGCUACUCUGACAGUUUCAGAACUUUUGGAUCAGAAGGUUGUGACUAAUGACACAAGUGAUUAUUUGUGGUACUUCACAAGUGUUAAUCUCAAUAAUAAAAGUGACCCUCUUUGGGGUAAAGAUGAUGUUUCCAUCAGAGUCAACACUUCUAGCCACCUUAUUCAUGUUUUUGUCAAUGGCUUACAUGUUGGUGCUCAAUUUACUGAAAAUGGACACUAUAAGUUUCAACAUGAGUCGAAGAUCAAACUGCGUCCUGGGAAGAACGAGAUCUCUUUACUUAGUGGCACUGUUGGAUUACCAAACUAUGGUGCAUUCUUUGACAACGUGAAAGUUGGAAUCCUGGGACCUGUUGUAUUGGCUGCAAAUGAUACUACUGGUAAAGAGCAAAUAGUUGAUAUCUCUAAGAAUCAAUGGACUUACAAAGUGGGAUUACAAGGUCAGCUUGAUAAACUCUUUAGCCUCCCAGAAGCUAUCAAGCCUUGGCUUCUUUUUGGCCUUCCAAGAGACAAACCCAUGGUUUGGUACAAGACAUGGUUCAAAACUCCGAGUGGAACAGAUCCAGUGGUUGUAGAUUUGAAGGGAUUAGGGAAAGGUGAAGCCUGGGUUAAUGGGAAUAGCCUCGGAAGGUAUUGGUCUAGCUACAUUUCUGGCAAGGAUGGUUGCUCAGCACCUUGUGAUUACCGUGGACCCUACAAGCCUAACAAAUGCUUGAUCAACUGUGGCAACCCUACUCAAAGAUGGUACCAUGUUCCUCGGUCAUUUCUAAAUGGUCAAGGAUUAAACUCACUGGUACUGUUUGAGGACAAAGGAGGGAAUCCAAAUGGGGUGAGAAUUGGAACUGUGAAACCUGAGAAGAUUUGUGCAAAUACUUAUGAAAACCACAAGUUGGACCUCAUUUGCAACGUUGGCCAAGUUAUAUCUGAGAUCAAGUUUGCCAGCUUUGGUCAACCCAAUGGUUCUUGUGGAUCCUUUCAACAUGGUUCUUGUUCAUCCCCACAAGCCCUGUCAGCCAUCAAUAAGCUUUGUACUGGUAAACAAGAGUGUUCUUUUCAAGUGUCUGAGGAAGUGCUUGGAGCUACUGGGUGUGGCAAAGACAAGCACAAUAGGUUGGCUUUGGAAGCAAUCUGCAAGUGA